UCCUCGCUCUUUACUUCUCUAAGAAUCGAACUACUUAUGUGCCAACAAACAAUGCCAGUAGUUCAAAUAUACAUAACCUAGAAAUAAGUGAUUAUAAAUUUGAUUAUUUUAUUGUACUUUUUUUAUACCAAUUGAAUAAUGAUCCACAGUUUAUUUAUUAUAAAUGCAUCAGGUGAUGUAUUUCUCGAAAAACAUUGGCGUAGCGUAGUAUCGCGAUCUGUUUGCGAUUAUUACUUGGAAGCGCAGCGUGCUAAUCCUAACGAUGUUCCACCUGUUAUUGCUACACCUCACCAUUAUUUAUUAUCUAUUCAAAGGGGAGGAAUUAGUUUGGUGGCUGUAUGUAUGCAAGAAGUACCACCCCUGUUUGUUAUCGAAUUUUUGCACAGAGUUGUAGAUACUUUUCAGGAUUACUUCUCGGAUUGUACAGAAAGCAUAAUUAAAGAGAAUUAUGUGGUAGUUUAUGAGCUUUUAGAUGAAAUGCUAGAUAACGGAUUUCCUUUAGCCACUGAAAGCAACAUAUUAAAGGAACUGAUUAAGCCUCCAAAUAUACUCAGGACUAUUGCCAAUACUGUUACUGGAAAAUCAAAUGUUAGUGAUUCAUUACCAACCGGGCAGCUCUCUAAUGUUCCGUGGCGUCGAACUGGCGUAAAAUACACAAACAACGAGGCCUAUUUUGAUGUGGUAGAAGAAGUGGAUGCCAUAAUUGAUAAAGCCGGAGUAACAGUAUUUGCAGAAAUACAAGGAUAUAUUGACUGUUGUAUUAAACUGAGUGGAAUGCCAGAUUUAACUUUAUCAUUUGUUAAUGCAAGGCUCUUUGAUGAUGUUAGCUUCCAUCCCUGUGUUAGGUUCAAAAGAUGGGAGGGCGAACGGGUUCUAUCCUUUAUUCCUCCAGACGGAAAUUUUCGCUUAAUGUCGUAUCAUAUUGGUAGUCAAAGUGUUGUUGCAAUUCCCAUAUACGUUAGACACAACUUGUCAAUUAAAACUGGUGAACAUGGUCGAUUAGAUUUAACUGUAGGUCCUAAGCAGACUUUGGGGAGAUCUGUAGAAGGCGUGAAGAUUGAAGUUUUAAUGCCAAAAUGCAUUUUAAAUUGUUGUUUGACAUCAAAUCAAGGGAAAUACAAUUACGACCCCGUUUCUAAGAUAUUGCAUUGGGAGAUUGGAAAAAUUGACGUGACCAAGCUGCCCAAUAUUCGUGGAACAGUUUCUAUUGCAACAGGCGCAAAUACAUCAGACAUAAAUCCAUCAAUAAAUGUGCACUUUACAAUUAAUCAACUAGCUAUAAGUGGAUUAAAGGUGAACCGUUUAGAUAUGUAUGGUGAAAAGUACAAACCGUUUAAGGGAGUGAAAUAUAUCACUAAAGCGGGACGUUUUCAAAUCAGAAUGUAAAGUCUAUACAUCUGUUAUCAAUCAUAUUUACCCACCUAUUCAUUUAUAUGUAAGAAGGUUUAUAUACUUAUGUUAAUAAUUUUUAUUUACAAUAA
Molecule: messenger RNA, 1481 nt
Organism: Photinus pyralis (common eastern firefly)
Lineage: Eukaryota; Metazoa; Arthropoda; Insecta; Coleoptera; Lampyridae
Gene: carmine
Product: AP-3 complex subunit mu-2
Exons: 9
Coding region: 139-1386 (415 amino acids)
Biological process (GO): intracellular protein transport; endocytosis
Cellular component (GO): cytoplasmic vesicle; clathrin adaptor complex
Source: RefSeq, a predicted model, not a curated record